CUGAACUGAGGCGAACUCCGCCGCCAAGUGAGUGAGGAGGAGGAGAGCCGCGGAGGAAGAGGAGGAGCGCAGUCGGAGCGCGGCGGCGGCGGCGGCAACGCGGAGCGCCGCGGCGGACAGCACCGCAGACUCGCGAGCUUCGGCGCAGGCGGCGCGACCGGCCGACGAGCGGCCCCCGGCUCCUCGCGGCGCAGCGGCCCCGCGCCGCGCUCGGCCCGAGACCCGCCUCCGCCGCCGGCCUCGCGAGGGGAGCCGCGCCGGGCGGCCGAGGAGCGGCGGCCGCGGCGCGUCGGGCCGGGCGAAAGUGCCUGCGGGGGGCGGGCGGGCGCGCGGAGCCGGCCGCCCCGGGGCUCGGCGCGGGAGCCGGAGCGGGAGCCGGCGCGGAGCGGGACGCGGUGUCCCGAGCGGCCGGCGGCCGGAGCUCGCCCCCGCCCCUCCCUCCUCUCCUCCGGCGGCGGCGGCGGCGGGCGGAGUGAGCUGCGGAGCCUGGAAUAUGGUCGGGGAAAUGGAAACGAAGGAGAAGCCGAAGCCCACCCCAGAUUACUUGAUGCAGCUGAUGAACGACAAGAAGCUUAUGAGCAGCCUGCCCAACUUCUGCGGGAUCUUCAACCACCUCGAGCGGCUGCUGGACGAAGAAAUUAGCAGAGUACGGAAAGACAUGUACAAUGACACAUUAAAUGGCAGUACAGAGAAAAGGAGUGCAGAAUUGCCUGACGCGGUGGGACCCAUUGUUCAGUUACAAGAGAAACUUUAUGUGCCUGUAAAAGAAUACCCUGAUUUUAAUUUUGUUGGGAGAAUCCUUGGACCUAGAGGACUUACAGCUAAACAACUUGAAGCAGAAACAGGAUGUAAAAUAAUGGUCCGAGGCAAAGGCUCCAUGAGGGAUAAAAAGAAGGAGGAGCAAAAUAGAGGCAAACCCAAUUGGGAGCAUCUAAAUGAAGAUUUACAUGUACUAAUCACUGUGGAAGAUGCUCAAAACAGAGCAGAAAUCAAGCUGAAGAGAGCGGUUGAAGAAGUGAAGAAGUUACUGGUACCUGCAGCUGAAGGAGAAGACAGCCUGAAGAAGAUGCAGCUGAUGGAGCUUGCAAUUCUGAAUGGCACCUACAGAGACGCCAACAUUAAAUCACCAACUGCCCAGGCUGCUCCAAGGAUCAUCACUGGGCCCGCGCCUGUCCUCCCACCAGCUGCUCUGCGUACACCCACGCCAGCUGGCCCUACCAUAAUGCCUUUGAUCAGACAGAUUCAGACCGCUGUCAUGCCAAACGGAACUCCUCACCCAACUGCUGCAAUAGUCCCUCCAGGGCCUGAAGCUGGGUUAAUCUACACACCCUAUGAGUACCCCUACACGUUGGCACCAGCUACGUCAAUCCUUGAGUACCCCAUUGAACCCAGCGGUGUGUUAGAGUGGAUUGAAAUGCCAGUCAUGCCUGAUAUUUCAGCCCAUUGAGUUGCUGGAUGAAGGACUAGAAUACAGCAGCUGUUAUAACACGACCAGUCAAUGUGGAAAACAAAACAAAAAAACAAAACAAAAAAAAAUGUUUCUGUGCAACCCCACUGUUUUACCAGACAGAAUCUGAAACCUUUUUGUGUAUGACCUUGGUGCUGUGUGCCUGCUGUUGACUCCUAGGACUUUGAUCUUUAAAGGUUCCCUCCUGAUCCCGGCUUAAUAUUAAUUUGAAAAUCUUUAAUGAACUUGGACAUUGAGAUUUAAACUUGAAAAUUCAUUGUUCAUUUAAAGAAAGCCACAAUGCUCUGUAUGUUAUCUGUGUGUGUGCAUGCACUUAGGUGCCUUUUGUUUAUAAACAUACAUUUUAUUGUACAUGUUUUCUGUCUAAAUCAUUGUAUAAAAUAAUUAUAAGUCAGAAUUAUACCACAGAAAUGUUAGUAAGAGGCUGUGUUCUGUUGCACAUUACUUGAAGCAUUUUUAAAAAAAAAAAUAACAUGUAACCUAUAACCUUAUUUAAGUUUUCCUUUCUAUUAAUACUCUGUCCUGUGGCCCUGUGCAUGCUCCUUCCCCAGAACUCCUCUCUGCUGCACUCACAGCAUCUGUUACUGAGGAGUUAGGGCUCUCAGCUUCCAGCUGCUGCUCCUGACUGUUAGUGCAAGAGCUCCUAGUUUUGCAAGAUAGAAUUACAUUUCUAUGCAGUCUGCUUAUCUAAAAUGAAAAAUAGGUUUUCAACCAGUUUACUGCUUAGAGACAGCAAGAGGCACUGCUGUAGAAUUUCCCCAUUGUAAAGCAACAUGUUGUUUGGUUUGGUAAGAAUGUAUGUGUAUAUGUGUGUGUGUAUACACACACACAGACACACACACACACACACUUGAAACCAACACUAUUAAGAGCAAAAUACAUAUGCAGAUACCCAAUUAACAUUGUCAAGGUUCUCAAUAAGUACCAAGUAAGAAAUUAUUAUUAUUAUUAUUAUUAUUAUUAUUAUUAUUAUUUCUUGCUUUGCCACCUAAGCAGUAAAACUAUGAUAUUUCUCUUUGGAGAACUGAGGAAAUUAUUUUAAAUUCCCAAGUUAUAGUAUAUUUGCACACAGAUAACAUGCAUGUUAUGUGUCAAAUCUCACAUUAUUUUAAAAUAAGCAGUGCCCUUCAAAACAGAUGCAGACAUAUGUGUUGGUGGUAGUGAGGAGAUUGGUAUUAGCAUCAAAUCUUCAUUGAUGACUAAUGUUUAAUUCCCUUCCUUUUAUCUUUAGGUAUGGCUUUCCCAACGAAAGGCUAAGAAUUCAAGAACGGUCUUAACCGAACCCUCAUCAGAUCUGAAUUUAACCAAUGCUUAGUCUCAGCAGCCUCCGGGACAAACCUUAGCCUAGCAGUCAGUGACUUACUUGCACUUUUUGCACAUAGACAUAAAGUAAAAUGAUGCUAUUAAUUUGGAUUAGUCUGUAAUACUACAAAGCAACGGUAAUUUAUAAAGGAGUGUAUAGAAGUAUACUGACUGCUAAGUGUACUGUACUGUUUGCUUUACUAAUCACCUAAUUCAUUGCAGUUCAUACUUAUUGACUCAAAAGUUUAAAUCCACAAUCUGUAGGCUUUAAGAGUUGCUUUUAAAACCUUUUUUAAGUAAUAAACUCUGAAAGUUAAGGUAGCAAAUAAUUGUCAGUAUUAAAUGUGGCAAGUAGUCCUGCUGCAAGAAAGGCACUUCAGUGACUAUGUGACUAGUAAAGCUCAGACACGUCUGGUUCUAAUAGAGCUCGUGAGAUACUGUGACCUGGGGACUGUAAAUGAAGGGGUGAAGUAGGUAGAAGGCCAACCUGUUUGAAAUGAAUGCAAUAUUGAUAGAUACAUAGACAUGACAUACUGCAGUUGAUUUUAAAACUACUGUGCCUUAACGUGUUUCUUAAGCUUUUGUAGUAAGUGAACAUUUGAGAUCCAUUUUGAUAAACCUGCUGUCAAUGUUUCCCUUAUGUAUGUUUUCUAACUUUGUCUUGGUAAUUGCAAUUUAACUAGGUGCGGUGGCUACUAAAGUUCGAAGGCACGAUAUGCGUGUCCAUCCUUACCAAAGGAUUGUGACCGCAGACCGAGGUUAGUUUAGUUCUGCAGUUCUUGUUUAUAACCAAUGUGCUGGGUGUCCAUAAAGUUUGCAACACCACACCUGAUGGAAAAAUGUAACUGUUUACCUGCACACCGUUUUCUUUUCCUUCCCUAAAUUAAUUUAAUAAUUGAUUUAAGGUUGGUUUGGUUUUAUGGUUUUGUUUAUGGUUUUGUUUUUUGGUUUGGGUUUUCACCCCUCCCCAUUAUAUUUUAAUUUAUUAAAUCUUCUAUUAUGAUUUAUUCCAGCUAAAACAUAAACUAGUCAAUUUGGGGAACUAUUAAAUUUUUACUUUACCAUAGCAAUUUUUAAUAAUAAUUGUUGUUAAAACUUUCCCUUUAAUUAUUCUGAAGAUUUCUGUUGGUACUACAAAAUGAAUUGAACAGAUGAUGUUUUUAAUGAGAGAAGUAAAAAAAAAUUUGCUUCCAUGUAAUUUUGGAGAAACUGAACAUUUAGUUUCCAUUUUUUCUAUAUUAUAAAACAUUGAGCCACUGUAUAAAUAUGAGGGUAUACAUGUCAAGUACUUAGCUAAAAGCAACAGUCAGGACUGUGAAGAUAAUUUUCAUCUAGGUGGAUACUUUAUGAAUAGAAAAUGAGUUCCCUCUUACUCUAUUUUCUUGCCAAAACGGAUCCUUUGAGUUUUGUCAUUUGCUGCUAAAAUAUAGUACCCGAAGGUAAACUCCCCUGAAGUUCUGUGGUAUGUGAGAUCCAGCUAUUUGGAUAUCCUUUCUGACUAACCUGUGACUGGAAUCAAGUCUUCAUUUUUCUCAUUUUCAUAUUUGUAACUUGUGCCCUAUAUAUGCCCUGGGACCCAUUUUUAAAUUAUUUAUGCUUAUUUGAGGAGUGAUAGUUUCGGUUUUUUGACAUUGAAUUGUGUUUUUUUUUGUUGUUGUUGUUGGUUUUUUUUUGUUUUUUUUUUUUUUUACCUUUUUGUGUGGUUCUUUUGUUUUUGUGUUUUUAAUUGCAAGAUUGGAAUCCCAAGCAUAGUAGACAUUGUUACCCUACUCUUGAAUAACCACCAAAAUAAAUACUGCACACAAUUGCUUUUGUAUAUUAGAAAUAAAAUACCCUUCCAAAGACAUCAGUGAUCUUUAUUUAGUACCAUAUAUACUAAAAGAGUCCUGAAAACUUUAGCUAACAUACACAUUUUUGUAGUGGUUAUUCAUUGAACCAAUCUGGGGGCAUAUCCAUAACAAUAAUACCACAUGCAGUUAUGCCAAGUGUGAGCAUAUCAACCAUUCUCUCAGAGUCACAUAGAGAUGAGGAAGUUAGAUGGGUCAGGUCACUUGAGAUGUGGGCAGUCUCAUACAUAAUUUGAAGCUGUAUCUUACUGCUAAAGUCUAAAAUGAUUAUCUUACAGAGUGUUUUGAUUGUGAAGUAAUUUUCCCCCUUUAGGGUUUGCUUUUUUUUUUUUUUUUGGGGGGGGGGGUCCCGUGUUCCUUCCUCUUAGAUUUUUUUUUUUUGUUGUUAACACAAUAAUCCUUCCUCACUUUGUACUCCAGAGCCUUCAGACAGUUGAAAGUAUUAGACCAAGAUCUUAUUGUAUUUGGAAAAUGACAACACAUUCCAUGCAUGGCUCAUCUGGAGCUGUGUUUAUUUUGAUUAGUUCUGUUUGUGUUAAAAAAUGCAGUGUCAGCAAACCGAAACGUCUUCAUCCCCCUGCUCCUCCAUCCCUCCAUCCCAACCUUUUCCUUUCUUUUUCUAGAAACAGAUCACUUAUGCAUGCACAUGAUCACCACAUGUACUCACUGGGUCUAAGGGCGAGAACCGAAGCCCUCGACUUACAUUAUUUUAUGAUACUACUGUUUUUUGUUUUUUUAUUUUUUUAUUUUUAAUCCUUUAAGGAGAAGAGUAUUAUUAGCAUUCAUUUGAUGCAAGGAAGCAGCCCGAGGACAAUAUAACCAUGUAACUAUAUGGGAGCAUUUAGAGUAGUUGCAUGGUUGACAAGUAUCUAGUUGCUUACUAAAACAAACCCACCUCCACACUUAUUUCAAAAUCAGUUUGAAACUUAAAGACCAACUGACUUUAUAGUUGUAGUGAACUAUACGUGAUUUUGCACAGUUGACAUACCUGUGUGUACUGUAGGAGUCCAGGACAUGGCAGAGGAUGUAUUUUUAGAUGUACUGGAUAUGAUGAUGUACUUUGUUAAAUAAUCCAGACUCAAACGUAAUCAGAAAUUAUCCAAGUAAUGAUUUGACAAAAACCAUUACUUACAAAAAUUUAAGACUUUGGAACAGCGUUUUUGGUUUUGUUUUAAAUUUAAAUAAAAUUCUGCUUCCUUUUAAGAAAUUCAGGGAAGAUUUGAUUAUAUUGAAGAUACAAUAUUUUUGUAGUAUUUAUAAACUGUCCUAAUUGAUAGACUAUAGAAACCAUUUUUGUCAUACAGAGGUAAAUAGGUCUAUUAUAUAGAACAUUUAAACCUUGUGAACAUUACACCUACUAGGUUUGAUUUAUGAAGUGGCAUAGUAUCUAACUUGCACUGAGCAUCUUUUCAUUCACAUCUCUCCUGCCUUUGUCUCAAUGGCAACAGUACAGAAAAUUCUGUCAAACCUCAGAAUAUAGUAGAAAUAAUUAAGCUGUUGAAUGAGUCUUAAACAUUAUACUACUGUUAAGUGGACCAAGUUUGGUGAAGUAGAAUGUGAGAGGCUGAUUAAAGAAGGAGCUACUCACGGACAUUUGGAGUGAUAACUUUUCCACUUGAGAACUACUUUAUGUUUUACUGUAAUUUUUUAAAGUUUUUUUUUGUUCUUUUUUGUUACUUUGCAAAAGAAAAUAGUAUUUACAGGUGGCUUCUUUUAAAAUAUAAAAAUAUAAAGCAGGAAUGUAUAUGAAAUGUCAGAUUUUAUUGUAUUUGCAGAGUAUUAGCUUUGAAAUUGAAUAAAGAAAGCUGUUUGUAGUUUUAAAAAUGCCUUCUUGGUAUCAGUUAGAAAUUUCUUCUAUUUUUUAUGUACGUAGAGUUCUUUGAGGUAUAGAGUUUUAAAUGCAGGAUUUUACAGUGUUUACAUGCAAGUGCAUUUUAUAAGUGUUCUUUAUGUGUAAAUUAGUAUUUUCAACUGGAAAAUGUUGGCUGGUGCAAAAAAGGCCUGGCCUUUUUCUGGUUCCCAUGAUGUUGCCUACACUGCUAGACUACAGUAUUGCUUUGUAUCAUGAGGCCAAGAAUCCCAUGUUGUUUGUAAAUAGGAUAAUUGAAAAAGCAAUAAACAUUUAUUGAACAAAAGAAA
Rattus norvegicus (Norway rat) is the source of this 6756-nucleotide messenger RNA. RefSeq names its product QKI, KH domain containing RNA binding (gene Qki). Lineage: Eukaryota; Metazoa; Chordata; Mammalia; Rodentia; Muridae. Gene Ontology annotation, cellular component: nucleus; cytoplasm. The record is from RefSeq and is a predicted model, not a curated record. Gene Ontology annotation, biological process: mRNA stabilization; mRNA processing; positive regulation of DNA-templated transcription. Gene Ontology annotation, molecular function: nucleic acid binding; RNA binding.